This is a messenger RNA of Sphaeramia orbicularis (orbiculate cardinalfish), 8976 nucleotides long. RefSeq names its product SHC (Src homology 2 domain containing) transforming protein 1 (gene shc1). Lineage: Eukaryota; Metazoa; Chordata; Actinopteri; Kurtiformes; Apogonidae. The transcript is spliced from 12 exons. Gene Ontology annotation, molecular function: receptor tyrosine kinase binding. Gene Ontology annotation, cellular component: plasma membrane. The record is from RefSeq and is a predicted model, not a curated record. Bases 4510 to 6300 code for a protein of 596 amino acids. Gene Ontology annotation, biological process: intracellular signal transduction; cell surface receptor protein tyrosine kinase signaling pathway.
GGGAGGCAGCAUCACCCACCCAGACUGGGAGGAGGGGAGGACAGACAGUGUGCUCGUCCCUCUAACAAACAGAGGUGGAAGGAAAGUGGAACUGAGAGACAGACGUGAGGGGAGAAGAGGAGCACAAUGAAGGAGUGCCAUUGUCCAUCCUGGCAGUACUGCCAUUUCACCAUCUGCUGAGAGAGAGAGAGACAGAGACAGAGGAGGAAAGAGAAGAAAAGAGGAGGCAGCCAAACAGACGAGAGGAUAGAUGGAGAGGAGCUGCCGGCAGUGACUUUGUGAAUUAAUCGAGCGGAAGAGCGGAUCAGAGGAGAAGCACGUUUUUCAGGGAGUGGACGGACAGAGAGCCAGAAAGAGGAAGGAGAGGACGAAUGACCGGACAGUCUGUGCCUGUUUAAACAUUAAUGUGGUUCUCAUGUCAAUACUGAACCCAGCUUUAGAUCACCAUGGAUUAUCAACUGUAUGCUUUUUAAACCAAAAAAGGAACUAUUUAUAAUUUGCCAUUCAUUAAAAAGAGAAAGAACUCAGUGAAAUUGAUUAGAUUCACUUUAUACAGGACAAUUUAAAUUACUUUUUUCAUUUUUGUAAAUAUUGAUUCUCUUUGUGACUUAUGGUUUUCUAUUUUCUUAAAGCAUAACAUCUACUCUUUGAGAUGUUAUACAGUCAUUAUCUUUGUUAGCUGCUGCACAGAAAAUUCAGGUUGUUUUUAUGCAAGUUUUCUAAACCUUAGUGUUGUCUUUUAGAAGUAACUGAUUAGUCUAACUGUUAUUUCUACUGUUAUUAGGAGAGUGAUUAUUGUUAUUUGAAUAACAUCUGACAUGCCCUAGUUCGAGUCAGUGCAUGCAGCCGACAUGGGAUGUCAACAUUGAUUUGGUUUUAUGGCUGGUGCGUUGCUGGUCAAACUUUGAUCAUUUCCUGAAACCUAUUGAUCUUUCUAGGAGCUUGUAGUUUUUCCUUCUGUUGUGUACAAGAAGCUCUAAUGUGGAGCCUUCGAUGCAGCAAGUAACUGCUGCCACGUGAAUUGACAAAACAGUUAUCUCUUUGUCUCAAGAUUUCGACUGUUGUCAGGACUUCUCAUAGUAUAUCCUCUGCAGGCAUCUCUUUUUAAUGUCUGUUGCCAUAGCAACGGGCGGCAGCUGCAGACAGAGCAAGAUGUAAAGUUCUUUUUCUCUUGUCUUAGCUUUUAAAAACUGGUGCUUUUCCAUUAGGUAAUUGUAUAUAUUUAGUAGAUAAGAAUCAUUUGACUGGAUUAGUCCAUGGUUGUGUACAGUUCUUAGUUUCUUUGUAAGACUGGAUUGUUUUCCCUUUUUUUUUAGUAGACGGUCUUUGUCUAUGCGGAGCGCAGCAGUCUCCGAGAAUCAGGGUUGUUUCAGGUCACCUGUCUCCCCCUCCCUCUCCCCAAAACUACCAUCUUCAUCAGUCAAACUGAUGUGCCAUUAUCAGGAAUGACUAUAUAAAUUAGAUUAUCAUCCUGUAUUCACUUGUACAUAUCACUCUGUGCAGCUGCUUGGCCUUGAGGUCACUAAUCACUGAUCAUUAGAUGUGCUACAUUUGUGACAGUCUGUUCUUCAAACUGUCUAUGUGUAGGUGACUCAGGAUUAAACCUCAUACAGAGGGUCAUCUCCUCUGCAGUCACCUGACCGACACUGUGUUAUGUGCGCUGACACAUCCUUGGGCAGGGCAAGGGUUAAAGCUGCACACAGAGUAUUUCACCCUCCCCAUGUAUUAAAAACACCUGUAUUUUUUCUCUCUUGUGUUAAGAUGUAAAUUUGUGUUGCCUUUUUUAAGUGUUAAUAUUUUCUUAGGGGUGUAAGUUGUUCUGCAUGCUAUUUGAUUAUCCAAAUACUAGGUGUCUUUUGUGAAUCUUCCAGCCAUAUUUUACAGCUUUCUGGAUAUUAUCACAGCCUGUCUGGCUGUGCGUGAGUGUGACUGGAUCCUUCAUGGUGCUUUUUGGCCAAGACCAGAUGGAUGGCUAGCUAGAAUUGCUAGACAAUCCCUCUGUGGUGCUAGACUGGUGUAGGCGACUGUUCCUUUGCCAUACAUUCAGCACCCACUACAAGCUGUGUACUUCAGACACAGUUAAGUUCUAUAAUGUUGGUGUGGAAAAAUGAACUUUUUCACUUGGCAUCACUGAAACAUCAGUGCCAAAUUUACAACCUUGUGUAAGUGAUCUAGGCAAGGUGUGUGUAAGCCUUGCUCUCUUUGAAGGAGUAAAGGUCAAGAGAUUGUAAACAUGACUAGUGCCUCAACAGCACUUUGGUGUAGGCUAGCCAGCAUAGAGCAGGUCUAAAGGUGUAGCCUUGCCACCUACUGAGGUCAAACUACUGCUGACUGUUUUGUUUGUGGGACUCUGGGUUGCAAGAGACUGUUAAUGUAAACAGACUGUUGUUUGCCUUCAAGGUUGGACUAUGCAGAACAUGAGAUGUUCAGUAGUUUGCAGUAGAACUGAGCACUGACCUGCUGCUUGAUAAGCCUUAGAUAAGGUAGGAAGUGUUUCCAGAAAAUAAACUCUUGGUUUGUUCAUAUCAAAUGGGGCUGUGUCAAUGCUCUUCUCUCAGGUACCUGACUAUAAUCUGGGCUUGUUAAUUAAACAAGGCAGAAAUAUAACUGGGGUAAGACCAGUUAUGCAUGUAGAGAUAACAACAGCAAAUAGCAUAACAGCAGAGUACAGUAUUGAUUGAGUAUUUCCAGCUCGGCAAGUGAGUUCAUGUUCAACUCUGAUGAGUCUCCAGCACCAUUCAGGGAACCCUGGGUUGGGAGUUCAAACUGGACUAAUCAGGUCUCAUUACCAUCACAGCAACAAGCCCACCGGUAGUUAUCAGCCAAUGACCUACAUUCUUUAGUGUUACAUCACCACCGUGCUGCUGCAGUGUGUGUCACUAUACCAGACACAGACAACAUCUCUAACCUACCACUUUCUAAUGGUGCUCCAGAAAAAAACCCUAACCGAGGUGGCCAGUUUUAGGGAACACACUUGAACCGUGGCAGCCUCAGUUGUUUUAGCCAUAUCAGGAACUUCAGUCAGGAAAUAGCCCAAUACUACCGGGCCAGUCUUAAGUACCAACUUUUUACUUUCUCUUUUCUACUGGUGUCUAAAUAGGUGGCCAUGUCCAGCUUCUAGCUAUCCUUAAUCUUAAAAUACAUAUUACUAAUACUUUAUAUAUUAGACAGAGGGACUGUUAAACAGGACAGCCUGGAGAACGGGCGAGCAGACGAGGGAGGGGGAGAGGGGGAGCGAGAGAUUAUUUGGAAGAGGAGAGAGGAAGUGGUGGCGCGGGAGAGGGCGGAAGCAUUGGAGAGACAGAGGUUGGCGGACUACAUUGUGUGGAGGAGAAGAGAGGACUUCCAAGAGAAGAGAGGAGACAGAGAGAAGGGAAUAAAGAGUACAGAGAAAGGGAAGGAGCCUGUGCCAGAAGUGAUCUGGAAGAAGAGAGAAGAAGAAGAAGGAGACACAGGGAGGGAGAGAGUAAGGGCCAUUCAGAGAGGGCAUGAAACUGUUUGGAGGAAGAGAGAGAGGGAGUAAAAGAGGAACCUUAGAAAAGAUGUGAGAAUAUGUGCGGCUACCAGGACUUGCAGACUAGCCAUACAUCAGAAUGCCUCCUCUCUCUUUUUAGCAGUUCUAUGCUUCAUUGAACUCUGCAGGUGCUCACUGUAGUAUUGACCAACUGAAGCUGUGUUGUGUGUGUUGCUGCCCCGUUAGUGCGUGCAGCCCCUGUGAGAUCCACUCGUUGGCUGCUAAUAGGAUUUUUAUGGGUAUGUGUCAAGCAGGAUGGAGCUGCUAAGGGGAGCUACUUCACACAUGCACGCAUGUGCACAUGCCAACGCACAUAUAUACGGAUAAUCCAGGAGGCAUUGUGGGCAGGGAAGUUUUAUACUGCUUGACACAUGUAAACACAUCAUGUACAAGUGCACAUCCCUCAGUCCAGUAAGAUGCAUAUGUGAGGGGGCGUUGAGAGACAAUCACUUGUGUUGAUUCUCCAUGGUGCUGGUGAAAGCUGGAAAACUGUCCCUCACCGAGAGACCAUUAAACCAAGACCAGAUCCUUACAGAUAUUGUUUUACAUUAUGGCAAAAACACUACACCAACUUGAAGAUUUUAUGGAGACCUAAGACCAUUUCAUCAUCAGUCCCUGGGAACACAACAAACAUUGAUGCAGACUUCUAAGUGAACUGAUGACAACAUGUUCUGCACUGUUGCACUAAAUCUAAACUUUUUUCAUCUGCAUUCUACCAUUAACUGGGACACCCUACUUUCCUCUGCACCUUCGAUCAUUCUGCUUUCAUUGUGGAGAAAACCGUUUUUAAAGGAGGCCGGUUUGGGCUGCCUGGUAAUGACUGGAGGACCGACAACCAGACAGAUGGAUGCGUCUCUUGUGCUGAGGGAUACAGACAGAGGGUUGUGUGUCCUACUAGAGAGAGACUUUUAAUACUGAAACAAAGAGACUUUGAUUGAAUCACUAGAGCCUGCGUCAACUUGCAUGAAUAUAAAAACUGACACUGCAGAUUCAUUAUGGAGCUUGUCCCAAAAACCAAGUACACCCACUUUCGGAGUGAAUCACUGAGUUCUACUGAUGAAACAAACUCCAAUCCAUCAUCGUUCCCUCCUUCGAGUCCCACCACGCCCCUUACUCCCUCACCUGGUUUACCUUCUUCUCUCUCCUCCUCGUCUCUCACACCCAUCUUGCCCCCAUCUUCUCCCCACCAAGCAGAGAACAGCCCCACCACCCUCUGUUCCUUCUUUCCCAGGAUGGGCUCCCUUCGUCUGGGUGUCUCUGCCACUCUUCUCCCAGGACUCAAGGCCUCAAGCAGGCCACAGCAGCCUCAGGCGCCUGUUGAGUCCUCUGGGGAUGACAGGAGUAGUUCAAGCUCCUCCCCUCCACCUCAUCACCCUGUCCCCCUUCUAACUGCGCCUUGUCCUCCUCCUCGACCUCCUCUGCAGGACAUGAACCGGCUGGGAGGGGUGUCCAGGCGGGCUCGGGUGGAAGGAGGGCAGCUGGGAGGGGAUGAGUGGACACGCCAUGGCUCCUUUGUCAACAAGCCCACCCGCGGCUGGCUGCACUCUGACAAUGUGGUCAGCACUGCUGGUGUGUCCUAUACUGUACGGUACAUGGGUUGCGUGGAGGUGCUACAGUCAAUGCGAGCGCUGGACUUCAACACCAGGACUCAGGUCACCAGGGAAGCGAUCUCUGUGGUUUGUGAGGCAGUACCCGGAGCCAAAGGAGCCCAGCGCAGAAGAAAGCCUUCGUCUCGCUGUAUGUCAUCCAUCCUGGGGAAGAGUAACCUGCAGUUUGCUGGCAUGACAAUCAGCCUCACCAUCUCAACCAGCAGCCUCAACCUGCUGGCCUCUGACUGCAAACAGAUAAUCGCCAAUCAUCACAUGCAGUCCAUCUCCUUUGCCUCUGGAGGAGACCCAGACACGGCCGAAUACGUAGCAUAUGUGGCCAAAGACCCAGUCAACCAGAGAGCUUGUCAUAUCCUGGAGUGCUCAGAAGGCUUAGCCCAGGAAGUCAUCAGCACCAUCGGCCAGGCUUUUGAACUGCGUUUUAAACAGUACCUAAAGAAUCCUCCUAAACUGGUCACGCCUCAUGACAGAAUGGCUCCAUUUGACGGCUCAGCAUGGGAGGAAGAAGAUGAUGAGGCUGUUCCUCCUCCUGAUGUUCCGUACUAUAAUAAUUUCCCUGGAAAACAGCCUCCCCCUGGUGGACUGAUCGACAUGAGGACGCGCCCAGGAGCCACGCUGCCUUAUGGACAGCCAGGUCAGAAUGAUAUUCACAAGCAGCCUCUGCCACCUCUACCAGUAGGUGCCAAAGAGGGGGGACGAGAACUCUUUGAUGACCCUUCAUAUGUCAAUGUAGAUAAACCCCGUCCCCCAGUUGCAGCCAAUGGAAAUGCUCAUAGGGAUGCAUUUGACAUGAAGCCGUUUGAUGAUGCCCUAGGAGUCUCUGGACAUGGUGGUCUCAGCUCGGUGACAGCGGCACCCCCUCUGGUAGAGCAGUUGCAGUGUGAGGCCUGGUUCCACGGUAGCUUAAGUCGCAGGGAAGCUGAGAGGCUGCUGAGCCGUGACGGAGACUUCCUGGUGCGGGAGUCUGGGACCACACCUGGACAGUAUGUCCUCACAGGACAGCAGGGGGGUCAACCCAAACACCUCCUGCUGGUCGACCCAGAAGGAGUGGUCCGCACGAAAGACCAUCGGUUUGAAAGUGUGAGUCAUCUGAUCAGUUACCACAUGGACAACAGACUCCCCAUCGUAUCAGCUGGUAGCGAAGUGUGUCUGCAACAGCCAGUAGAGCGCAGGGCCUGACACACCAAUGAAAUAAUUCACCAAAUAUACACACACCCACUAAAUACCUUCAUAUGCUACAAUACACACUUCAACACUACACUAACACACACAUACACAAAUACAUCUGCACACACCACAGCAAAGAAAGCCAAAAAACACCAGUUUCUCUGCGAAAUCACUCACUUGCUGCUGUUGCCACAUAUUCCUGUAUUUUCUGAAAGCUAAACUGUGACCUGCAGCCCCGUCACAACCCCACCAACCACCAGACUAUCCCUCCACAAUGGAGAUGCAUUGCUGCAAUUUUUCAACAGUCUACUGUGAACCAGCGAGGAGCCCUUUGCAGAUUUCAGAAUGGAGCAGAAAACAAAUGCAAUUUUUUUUUUUAAAAGAAGAAAAUCUUCCAUGCGAUAAUGACAAAAAAAAAUUUAACACCCCAUUAACAACUUGAAAUCAUGUACUAGAAAUCAUGGGAAUAAUAAAUGAAGAUGAAGGCGUAACGGAGACAUCAGAUGAGAGUUCAGCACAUUAAAGCAUGUGUGCUUUCCUUCUGGGAAAUGUUUUGUCCUCCUUAGACUGUUGCUGGAGCAGAGACUUGACCAGGCUCGAAUUUAAACUCUCCCGUCUAGUCUCACUGGAGCACUUCUGCAGCCAACCUGAUGUUGAAAUGAUUCUGCCUGGUGAAUAUGCAUCGAUGUGUUUGCUUCCAGUCCAAUCAGGAGGGUCACCCUACCCCACACCACUCCCCUUUUAGGACUUUUGAACUUUGACCUAUGGAUUGAUAACCUGGUUUAGAGGAAAACCUGUAUGCAAAACUGGGACUGCUAUGCCAAUGACUGUCAUAUCCGUUAUUUUUUUCUGUAUUUGCUUGGGACUCAUUGAAAGUUUUGAAUUCAGGAGGAUCUAAACAGCUGGAUCUCCAUAAUUCCUCUGUAAACAUACACAGAAAACCUGCACAUUUAUGCCACAUGCCUCUGUCUGCACCACCUGUCAUGCCAAAGAACAUGAACUCGGUCGCUAAAUACAGAGGAAGCAAUGACAAUUACCAACAGUUACCUGCUUACAGCACUGGGAGCAUAUUUAGAUGCAAAUUGGCCUGUUUUAAAGGGGAUGAAUCUGGGUUAAUGUGCCUAAAAGCAUCUGCAAAAAAAGAGAUCUGAAAGUAAUUUGUGCAGUGAUGUCACCCACAAACAUAAUAUUAAGUAUAUUUUGAAAAGCAUAGACCAGAUUAUUUUGACCAGUUACUUUUUUCGAUGACUCCUUAGUAUACGUUUGCAUUGACAAUCUAUGAGUUUUAUCUUUUCUGGAUUAUUCUGACUGAAUGUUAAGGAAAGUAGUAAAGGAAAACCAUGGAAACAGUGGCCCCUGAGAAACGUUAAGAGUCAAAGCAAUGAAUUUCCCUCUGCAAAAAUGAUGCAAAUUAUGUAUGUCAUGAUGAUUCUGUAUUGUGAUGUUGCUUUAUUUUUUAAAUAUGCGAGGGAAUAAUGUCCCUCUUUAACCCAUUUUCUCAAUGAAGUUGUUUAGGGGUAAGUGAACAUAUGGACAUAAAUGUUUUUGGAGCAUUGCUAAUGAUGAGACGUUAAGCCAAAUGUUGCUCCUCCAUGUGCUGUUUUCACAAACUUUUUAAAGGGUCUAGGGAAGGAGAAGCUCGCAUUACGCUGUAGUUCCCUCCUUUCCUCGCUCUCCUCCUUCAGUUCAUGAUGUUGUUUUUAUAUCCUUUUAAUCGUGCCUUGUUUCUUCAAUGCAGUCACGUCACUUCAAUGCAGUCACCUUAUGUACUUAAUUCAAAUGUAGUUAACUACAGGAGAAACUUACACAAGCCUCUCAGUUAAAUAAACAAAGACUUGCAAAAAUGACAAACUCAAACUCAAACCGUUUCAGUGAUGGCAAUCUCCUCUGAUGCACAUCCUUGCAUUCAGCAUAUAGUCACAGAUACUUGAUGUCACCAUUGGAGGGAUAUAUCCUGACCAUUUGUAAAUAACAUCGAUUUUUGAUCGAUCAGCAUAGUGUUUGGUCUGAAUUCUUGUUUUUACACUUGUGUAUUUAAUGACAUACUCGAUGAGUGACGCAGAGCCAAACACCACAGCACUGAGGAAGCUCUUAAAGCCAAUUGAUUUACAAAGAGUGUAAGAUCGAGGCCAAACUCUUCAAAUGAGAGAAGGGAUCUUUAAACCGAAACUUUAACGGACAACUAGUGUUCAGACCCCGAAGUGGGCUCGGAUGUAAUCUAACAGAGUGACAGCUGGGUCAGUCAGACACUCACACUCCAAACUGUUUGUCAGGGUUUGUCAUCGGUCAGAUAUGGUAAAAACAGCUGUACAGUGUGCCCUUACUGUGUGUGCUUGCUGUGUGUGUGUGUGUGUGUGUGUGUGUGUGUGUGUGUGCGCUCAGACCCACCUGACCCUCUGCAUCAUUUGUGACUUUCAAGUGUUAUCAUUGUUCAUCACAGUUGCCUUUGUUGCAUGAAAAUCCUUUGGAAUUUGUUGUUUGUCAUUGGUGAUGGUGAUAUUGUUGAUGCUGUUGUAAUUUUUCAUUUGUUUUUGAAAGCCAAAGGUUACUUUUAAAUAGUGUGCACAGAUAUUGAUUUUUACUUUAUAUGUUCAUGUUUUAAUACUUUUCUGUUUUUAGGGAAACAUGUCUGUUUACACCUGUAUCUGAAAAUAGAUAGAUUGCAUAUAUAAAUACAUAUAUCAUUCA